Astrephomene gubernaculifera is the source of this 2853-nucleotide messenger RNA. Lineage: Eukaryota; Viridiplantae; Chlorophyta; Chlorophyceae; Chlamydomonadales; Astrephomenaceae. The record is from the annotation of a GenBank genome assembly.
CAACAAGUUACCAUAGACAACUCGCUAUAGCAUUGCGUUAUCACACCACCGUUUUCCCGUUAGGGUUACUGUCCCCUUUUGUUUGCCACGACAUCGAAUCGCAUGUAAUGGCCCACGAAGUCAUCGACUACCUUCGCGUGACUUAAUUGUUUUAGUCGCACCAGAUACAAGCCAUCUAGACAUGUUUGGCUAGUAAAGCUUCCGGGGCAAGUAAGUACGGCGUUUCACCAAAACCAAUACGUUUUGCCUUCUCCUGUUCCCUUUUUCGAGGUGCCUGUAACUUUUAGGGGCCUUGUUAGGCAAGAAGCCGGUCGUAGUUGCCGUGUACGCUCCUUAAGGUGCCUUAAGUGUCCUUAGUUCGAGUAGUCCCCGGCUAUCGCUAGCUGCAUUUCAACGCCUAGCUUACCUUCAAUUCACCUACAUAUUCCUGAUGACAUCAACAUGACUUUGCAGGCGCGACUGCCGCUUGUUGCGCCCCGGUACUUCCCCCUCAGCCCGCGUCCCUUAGCUGCCACACCUACAAGCCAUGGAGGCGCCCCCACCGCUACCGCCAGCAAAGGCGACCUCCCGGCGAAAGCUUCCUCCUAUGCAGCCUGAGCGGCAGCCCUCGCUGUCCUCGCUGCAGGCAUCCCCACCAUCCUUAGCACCAGCACCAUUGCCACCCCCAUCACGGUCCGCAUCUCGGGCGGCAUCAGAAGCCUCGGAGUCUCUCGGAGCCCGGCCGCCCAGCCGCCCAGCGCAAGCAUUGCCGCAGUGGCCCCCCUCGGCAACGGACGCACUGCCCCCACCGGAGCGCCCCAACACUCGGGUCGAGGGCACUGCGUCUCCCCCUCCUCCUCCGCAACAAACGGGGGCGCCGGCACUGACCAGAACGUCUGCGCCGGUCCCCGCCGGCCCGCCAGACCAGCCCAGCCGGUCGCGCCCUAGCUCAGCCGGGCCGUCGCGCCCGGCCUCAGCCAAACCUCCGCGGCCCCCCGCGGCACCGCGGUCGCAGGAGCAGCAGCCAUUGCCACAGCAGCAGCAGCAAGAGCAGGCGGCGGCGCCAUCUUCCGCAGCAGCGCCGCCGCUCGCAGCACCGCCCCUAGACGAUGCAUCCCUGCAGGAGCAGCAGCUGCCAGGUACCCCCUCCCUACCCUCCUUCACAACGCCGUCUGCCGGCCCCCCAACAUCACCGCCCUCGCAGUCGCAGCGGCUAGUGGUCCUCGCCACCACAUCGCUCCCGCUGCCGGGUCCGCACCUGCGACCCACCACCGCACCCCUGCUGGAGGGCGCCUGGCGGCAGGGCGCCUCCGACCCGCCCCCGCAGGACCCGCUGGGGCGGACGAGCACCGCGCCCCUGCUGUGGCCGCAAAUGUCCGGGUCAGGGUUCGGCUCGCCUCUGAAGCGCUCCCACAGCAGCAGCAGCGCGCAGCCCGCCUCGCGGCUGGCCCUGGCGGCACCCAUACCAGCAUACCUACCGGGGCCAUCCAGGCCGCCGGCUGGGGCCUCUGCACCCGCGCCAGCAGCCAGCGCCGCACCCAUGCACCCUCCAGCACCUGUACCAGCACCUGUGGCUCCUGCGGGAGCAGCAGCAGAGGCGCGGGAGGCGCCGGCCCAGCCUGCACCCAGUUCGGAAGCACCCGGCCCCACAGCCCGCGAUCCCGCCAGCUUGCCGCCCCACCCGCCACCCCCACCCCUGCCGGCGGCCCGGGGCGCUGCAUCCCGGCAGUCAACAAGGGCGCUCGCUAGCUCCUCACUGGAUCGCCCCAUCUCCAGCUCGCUUCCAAUCCCGGUACCCAAGUUGCCAAAGUCGGCGCGGAGCGCAUCUGCCCAGCUGCAGCGGCCCUCCUCGAAGACCCCGGCCAAGGCCACCCCGCGGCCCUCGGGCUCCCUGACAGCCGGGAAGUCGAGGAGCCAGGCGGUAGAACCGCCCGCACCGCGCGAGGCCUGGGAGGCCAAGCCGCCCCGACGCUUCCCCAAACCCCCGCCACCGCCCAAAGCAGCGCCUCCCGCACCGCCACCGUCCUCGUCGCCCGCACCACUGCCGGUAUCAGCCGCCGCCGCCGCAGCAGCAGCAGCAGCCGUCGUGGCAUCAGCAGGAGCAGCCACAGCAGCAGGGGUAGCAUCGGCCGCAGCACCCGCCUCCACUCCCCGGGAAGCCCGGGAGCUCCCCGCCCCAGACCCUGCGUACCUGCCGCCACCCGAGCCCGCCAAGCCCCCCCUGGAUCAGCCCCCACCCCCCCUGCCCUCCGGCCCGCCCACCGGAGGCUCCCUGGCGCCGGGCACCGCGUGCUGCUCCACCCCGGAGGAGCCGGAGCAGCCGCGUGUGCCGGAUCCCGCCUUUGCGGCUGUUUCGCAUGAGGCUCCGAAACCCGGGUACCCGGCUAAGGGCAAGCUGGAGCCGGGGGGCGCUGCGGGUGCAGCAGCGGCAGGUGCAGGAGCGGUAGCGCCGCGGGGGAUGGCGGUGGUGGAGGAGACGGGGAAGAACAGUUGGGCAUGGCGAGCUCCCAACAGGAUAUCGCCCAGCCCCUAUGACGCGGGCGCGAGGGCGGCCAAGGGGCCUCCGGCCCCCGCCCCCGCCCCCUACCCCCUCGGCAAGCGCCGCUUCUGGUACCUGCUGGCCCUUGCGUUGGCUGCCCUGCUGCUUGUGGCGACGGUGGUGGUGCUCCCAACCGUCCUGUGAGUGGCAGCUGAGCGGCGGCUAACACACACACACACACACACACACACACACCGCCAGUUACACACGCCAGUUAUUUUAACACACACACCGGCUAACAGACUGCCCCGCUGCCCUGCAGACCCAGAACCAUACAUCGUUAAACUACACCCCCUGCCGCCCCCUGCUGUGACCCACAUCGCACCCCCUUUCCC